Epinephelus moara (kelp grouper) is the source of this 2191-nucleotide messenger RNA. RefSeq lists its product as uncharacterized. The transcript is spliced from 12 exons. Gene Ontology annotation, biological process: DNA integration. Gene Ontology annotation, molecular function: nucleic acid binding. The coding region runs from base 84 to 1223 and encodes 379 amino acids. NCBI's taxonomy places the organism in Eukaryota, Metazoa, Chordata, Actinopteri, Perciformes, Serranidae. The record is from RefSeq and is a predicted model, not a curated record.
UUGAUGCUACCUUGACUGGACCCUUCAACAACUCAAACAGAACUAGCUUGUGUGUUUGCAAAUUGAACGAAAUUGUGAACUAAAUGGGAAGGUAUACAUGUGCCUACAACUGUGAAAGCUCCAGCGAGUCAGCUGUGAAGUACUUUAAGUUUCCCCUUUACAAUCCCCGAAAACUCAAGAAAUGGCUCAUCAACAUGAAGUGGAAGGACUGGACCCCAUCUCGCUUCUCUGUGCUGUGCAGCAAUCACUUUGAGGACCACUACAUUGACAGAACAGGCAAAUGUGUGAAACUCAAAGAAGAUGCAGUUCCCACCAUAUUUUCAUCCCCUGGUGACGCACAGAAAAGAAAGGCUUCCAUCAACCCAAGAAGUAAAAGAAACAAGCCACCUGCUUCCUCACAGACAAGUCCAGCUCAGUCUCAGACGAUCACUCCCGCCACAGCAAAGAGAAAAGUCCAGAACAAAGAGCCCAGCCAGACAGAAGAAGAGCCUGCAGGAGACAAAGACCCAAAAAAGUCAAAUGACAAAUGGAGGAUUAUAGUGGAUGAAGGGCUGAUGAAGAUAGAGUCAUUUCCACAUUUCUUCCAUGGAGAUUAUUGUGCACCACGGGAUAUUCAGUGGGCUCCAGAUGAUAAUUUUAAUACAGAGUGUGAAGAUCCUGAAAAGGUCAUAGAGGUGAAAGAGCCGUGGCAGUGGCUUGGUCUGGAUGUCAGAGGACCGCUGCCCCAAACUCUCAACGGACACAAAUACAUUUUGACUGUGACAGACUACUACUCCAAGUGGGUGGAAGCUGUGCCAAUGCAGUCGUGCCUCCCUUCAGAUGUGGCACAGCACAUCACCGACAUCAUUGCCCAUUUUGGAUACCCGCUCAGAGUCCUCUCCAGACUGCCUCAUGACAUAGUCCACAAAAUCAACAGAGAACUGAAAGAGCAGCUGAAAGUCACCGUUGCUCUUGUCAUCUAUCAUCAACAGACUGGCACCGUGGAUCUGGUCACACAGCAGCUAAUUGACAGGAUGGUAAGUGAUCUAAUAGAGGAGCAUGCAGCUGACUGGGAUGUCUACCUGCCCGCCAAGGUUUUCAGUCUGUGUUUCAAAGAGCAUUCAAAGACUAAGGAAAGGCCCUUCUCCGUGCUCUGCUGUACAGGACUGGAGCCCAUCAAAUCCCCCAGAGGACUGAAUUAUGCUUAUUCCAAGAUCCGAGAGAGUGCUUUCGUCGUUAGAUAGAUAUUUAAAGUUUAUUUGUAUUAUUUUUCAGGUCGGCUGAUGUGGAAAUGAAGCUGGGCUUGGUUUCUUUGACAGAACCCGGGAGGGAGCGUAUUUUUCAGCCAUGGGAAGUGCUUUGAUUGUGUCAAGGGAAAAGUGCUGGAACUCUCCAGUACUUCAUGGACACAGUGGGAAUGUAGUAACCCUGAUAGCUUAAUCAGGAUGGGGACUUUGUCGACUGAACGGGUGUGGCAAAUACCUGUAGAUUUCUACAGCAUCGUCCACACGUCCAGUAACUUAAUAUCAUUUUCAACUAGUUCAGUCCAUGUUUUGGCUUUAACCCAUUUUUUUGUCCAACUCAGUAGAAUAUUGUCUUGAAAUACUAAAAAACAUCACAGUGUGCAGUUUGGCACCAGAGGGAAUGCCAAGUUCCUGACAAAGUAAAUGCAAGUCUUGAACAGUCUGAAUAAUGACCAAAAGUUUAGAGCGAUGAUGUUAGUUUUGUGCUUGAGCCAUAUAAGUCUGAUGGAUAUAACAUUGUUAUGCUUUACAUCAGGAUUUUUUUUUCACUUUGUAAUCUGUCCCCCUUUUUCCAAUGCCUUUAAGUUAUAUUUUUUGAGAAUAGUCCGGGCAAAAUUAAGGCCGCUGUGCCUCAUUGUUGUUGUUUAAUAUGUACAGAAUGUAAAACAUGUAAAUAAACUUGCUUUAAAUAAUAAGUGCUUUGAUUAAGAAUGCAAGAAGCAAAUUAAGACUGUGAAAAUACAGAAGCACAUAUUGUCAGAACCAUGCCGUGUUUUCAACUAUUUUAAUGUGUUCCAUGUUGGUUUUGACGAAUGAUCGGUGCACAUGUGCAGUAUGUAAGGCAUCUGCAACAGAAGAAUCACAUCUGUUAUAUUAUGUCUGAGUUGCAUCUGCAUCUGCAAAGGCAAUAAAUUGGAGCCUCUUUGUUUACAGAUUACAGUCGUAUGGUAAUAAAAAUGUGCACCUAA